AUGUCACAUCAACCAGAAAUGCUGCAAAUGAGGACGAGCGACGGCGUCGUGUUCGAUGUGAGCCUCAAGGUGGCCCAGCAAAUGGGAUUGACACACAACUGGCUGCAGACGGAGCACGGUGAGCUCAGGAGCAGCGAUGAUGAUGAUGCCAAUAUCAUGCCACUGGACCGUGUCAGCUCGGAGAUAUUUAAGCUGGUGCUCAACUGGUGCCACGCCAUCCAGGCCAGCGGCCAACCCGCCGAUCCGAAGAGCAAACUGCAGCAGGAGCGCACCAUAUUCAAGAACAUUCUCGGCGAAUCGAAUCCCAGUGACUCGACCAUCUUUGAGCUAAUUAUGGCGGCCGACUACCUCAACAUCGAGGGCCUGCUCGAGGCGGGCACCCAGCACGUGGCCGAUGUGAUCAAUGGCUGUGACAGCGUCGAGGCGAUUCGCGUACGUUUCAAUAUUAUGUACGAUGGCGAGAUGGACCACUAA
Messenger RNA from Drosophila mojavensis, 474 nucleotides. Its product is annotated as S-phase kinase-associated protein 1. Lineage: Eukaryota; Metazoa; Arthropoda; Insecta; Diptera; Drosophilidae. The transcript has a single exon. Gene Ontology annotation, cellular component: cytoplasm; nucleus. The record is from RefSeq and is a predicted model, not a curated record. Gene Ontology annotation, molecular function: cullin family protein binding. Gene Ontology annotation, biological process: SCF-dependent proteasomal ubiquitin-dependent protein catabolic process. The coding region runs from base 1 to 474 and encodes 157 amino acids.